ACUUCAGGCAGAAACCGGGAGGCUGCAGCCGCGAGGUCGCGCUGCUCCGCGGGUCCAGACCUCACGCUGCACACCCGCGCUCUGGCGCCCCUGUACUACCAGCUAGAGAGCUCGGUCCCGGGACCCGGGGGUGCGGGGCCCGGGGGUGCGGGUGGAGCUGCUGCGGGGAUGGUGGAGAGCCGGAGCCUGGUCCAGAGGGAGGCGGUGUACCGCUGGUUCUCCGGCCUCUCCUCGGCCCAGAGAGCCGGGUUCCUGUGCGGCCUGCUGGACCUGUGCGUGCCCAUCGAGCUGCGUUUCCUCGGGUCGUGCCUGGAGGACCUGGCCCGCAAGGACCAGCGCUCCCUGCGGGACGCGGAGAUCCGCGCCAACAACCCCGCGGACCUGGCCGGCCUGGCCGACGUGACAGACGAGGUGGUGCGCAGCAAGCUGCUGGUGUCGCUGGCGCUGCUGGGCUCCGACAGCCGCGAGGCGGCCGGGGUGCUGUUCCGGACCCUCACGCACAUCGACACGGUCAUCAACAACUACGGGCUGACGCUGAACGACGGGCGCACGGAGGAGCAGUUCCUGCUGCUGUUCACCAUGGCCUCCAACCACCCCGCCUUCAGCUUCCACCAGAAGCAGGUGCUGAGGCAGCAGCUGGGACACAUCCAGAGCAUCCUGCAGGCCAGCAGCGGAGGAGGAGGAGGAGGAGAAGCUCCAGCGACGGGACCCGCUGGCAUCUGUAACGCUCCCACACACCAGCAGUACUUCUGUGAGACUGUGUCCACGUCUCAGGCCUCGCUGUCCAGCACUCCUCCCGCCCUGCCCGACGCCUACCUGCCUCCAGCCGCCUGCACCACAGGCUGCCCCUGCUGGCACAAGACCCAGACCAAAGAGGCCGGGACAAUCUCAGGGGUUGCAUUGGCCCACGGAGACCAAGCCACGAGCCAGGAGCUCCCUUCUCCCCACCCAGACCUCCGUCCUCCUCUUCCAACAACCCAUCAUCCUCCGUCGCUACCUGCUGGACAGGGCCCAGACGCAGCAGCCCCAACCAAGAGCCACCAAGGGAAAGCAGGAAAAGCGGUGAUUGAGAGAGUGGUGCUGAGAGGAAUGACACACAAGUCAGAGGACGCCAAGGAUUUUGUGUUCGAGGUAAACUGGUCUGAUGGCUUUGUGUCGACUGUUGUCAGAACUCAACAGGAGGUGGCAGAACUGAUGACACAGCUGUCACAGGUGUUUCCUGACGAAGGACUGGAGAAGUUCCUCCCUCCGUCUUUAGAGGUGGACCCCAGGUGUUUGACAGGCCUGCCCUGCCACGUCCUCCAGCACCCCAGCGUCCAGCUGUUCUUCACCUCCAACAGGCCUCUGCUGCCCAGCUGUCCCUCCUCUCCCCCCUCCUCCAUCCCGCAUCUACCAUCCUCCUUUCCCAGCACUCCUGCUGUCCCGACCUGCCCAUUCAUCUCAAGCUCAAGUCUUGACUGUAUGUUGCAGUACAGAGGAGCUAACAGGGCGCUGUACAGAGUGGCCAGUGUUCAGCCCGUCAUCAGCACCCACAACUCCGUCUUGACCCGCUCCACUCCCCACCUCUCCUCCCCGCCCCCUCCCCUUCCUCUCCCUCCCUCCAUUGCUACUCCCAUGCAGCCCCCCCAGCUGUCCUCCCUGGCCACACGGAGCUCCACGGCCGGCGCCGGGGACGCCCCCCCCCAGCCGCAUCACACUCAGCCCCACUCGUACCCGCCGUCUCAGCCGGACUCCCAGCACCUCUUCCAUCCCACCACGCAGCCUCAGCCGCUGCACCUGUCCCACCCCCAGCAGACUCCCCACUCACAUUCCCAGCUCCGCUCCCAGCCCCACACUCAGCCCGGCCCCCUCGAGCAGAACGGCAUCCUAGACUGGCUCCGCAGGCUCCGGCUCCACAAGUAUUACCCCGUCUUCAAACAGCUCACCAUGGAGGAGUUCCUGGCACUAACAGAGGAGGACCUUAACAAGUACGACCUUACUCAAGGAGCGAAGAAGAAACUCAAGACCCAACUUGAGCUGCAGAAAUCAGCAGACAGGGAGAUGAAGCUGGAGAAGCGGCUCUGCAGCGGCAUCGCCAGGGUGACUCCUUCCAGCCACACGGGGCUUUCAGCUCACCCCACCUCUGCUGCAGGCGAGCUGCGAGUGGAGGUGGACGGCCAGCCGCAUCAUCAUCCCGUCUCCACGGACAGCAGCUCGUCGGGCUACUCCAGCUCCUCCUGCUCCCCUCGGACGCCGCACUGCUGUGACUCCAGCUUCGACAGGACCAGAGACGUUCACAGGCGUGUGCUGGGUCCAGACGCAGCAGCAGGGACUGCCAUGAAGGACCGGUCCGGCCUCUUCGUCCUGAACUCCAGCUGCCCCGCCGGCUCCAGUCGCCCCACGGCCCAGGUUCUCCCGGUCCAGACGGAUCCAGCUCCUGCUCUGCCCCCGUCCUGCUCCUUCGGCCUCCCCCCCUCGCCCUACCACCCUCCGGCCGGUUACCCUCAGUCCCUGCUCUCCGCGGCUCUCAACCCGGCCCGCAUCCUGGCCUCCCCGCGGAAGCCCCGGCCCUCCCCGCUGUGCCCGGACGACCGGUCCAAGCCCCUCCCCGCAGGGGGCGCCGGCUUCACCCCCGGGGGCGCGGCGGGCGUGCGGCUGGAGACCCUGCUGGGGGGGCUCAGCGUGGACGGCUCCUCGGGGCUCCAGGACUCGGUGGGUUGUCGGGGCCGGCCGGUGGGGGCGGUGGGUCUGAUGGUGGAGACCAGCUCUGCUCUGACCUCCACCUCCAACAGCCUCCACCACGUCUCCCAGCCCCCCCUGCUCUUCCACCUGUCCUCCUCUGCAUCCCCCUCUCCCUCCGGAUUCUACUCCUACCCCCCCAUCCCCUCGUCCUCCUCGUCCCUGUCCUACACCUGCACCUCUGCCAAGCCUUGCUCUCAGUCCGGCAGCAUCAGCAGUGCUGGGAGUUACGUUUCCAUGGUGACUACUAGCUCCGUUCCCGUGGCUACGGUCCCCGGCAACGCCUACUACCCAGCCCGCCCGACCUCCAGCCCCUCCCCGUCCCCGUCCUCUGGUUCUUCCCUGGACCAGAGUUCAGGCCACAGCCUCUCCAUGUGUGUCUGCAGCUCUUGCGGUUGCCGAGGGAACUGCGGCGCCUACGGGGCGCUGCCCGGAUACACGGCGUCUGGAUACCUGCAGCCGUUCUCCGCCGGGCCCUCCCUCUUCACCCUGGGUCCUCUGCUCCACCUCAGCCCCCUCAUAGCCUCCUCCAGCGCCACCAGCCCCGCGCCCUUCUCCUACCCCAUGAUGGUCCCGCCUCCUCUCUACCGCCACGGCUUCGCAUCGCACGAUCAGCAGCAGGGCUUCGGCUUCUACCAGCCCCACAGCAUCAUGGGAAACGUAGGCCAGAAACGGACAGCAGGAAACCUGUCGUGUUACAACUGCGGGGGCAGCGGACACCGAGCGGAGGACUGCAAGCAGCCGCCGGUGGAUUCAGGACAGCAGGGGACCUUUCGUCUGCGGUACAGUCCUCGAGCGGACAGUAAGGACUCGGGGGACUAGUCAGCAGCAGCAGGGCUGUUCCCGACGCAACCGUACCUCAGGUUCCCGCCCAAGGCGGCGGCCCGCCGCCACAGAGCCCAGGACUGGACCAGGAGACAGCGGGGCUGCUGCUCAGAGCAGUGAAGCACAGCGUGUCUGUCGAGACUGUUGACGGAGGAGUGGGACGCCUCGCGUCCCCUUUGACCCGGCUCACAGGGAGACGACAGCAGGACACCAGAGAAAGACAAACUCACACACGCCUCAGAGAGCUGGCCGUCAGCAAACGCUGUCCCCCAGCGUGUCAGACACUAACCAACACUGGUGUUUGCUGCAGUCCUGCUGCACCAGGGUCUCAGAAGCAGCUCCCCGCCACACGGGGGGGGGUUGGUCUCAUGGAUAAUUCUCAAACCAAAGCACCUUCCCCAAUAUCUAUGAAAACUGAGUCUGGUGCAGCAUUUUUUUCUCUCAUUUGAAUGAAAUCAUGCACUUUUUCUGACGGACUGGACCUACACAGUCCCUCAGAAACGUGCACGGUCAGUAUUACCGCUGCGUUAACUGUAUCCGCUGCUGGACCGUGUGUACGAAGCGCGAUCAGGUUUGGGUUCCCUGCUCUCGAGUUUUCCCACAAACUGACAGACAAAUACACGGAUUAAGUUAGAGGUUUUAAAGGUCCAGACAUUUCAGCGGCGUCAGACAACAAUUAUGUUGCCAUCUAACUCUUAUGAAGCAAUAGGAAACUCCUGGAUGCAGGUUGUUUCGGUAGUUACACCCGUAAAACCUACUUUUUUCUGCCAAGUCUCUCUAUGCAGAGGGCUCAGACCGCCGGUGCACUUCCUCUCUAGCUUCGUCUCACACGAGGACUUGAGGAAUCCCUUCACAAGGAAGCAGUGGCAACGCCUGCUCUCUGUACACCUGUUUUGCAGACGGUUGCAGCUGUUUUGGUUCUGUGGAUCAAAGCGGCGAGAGGCCGCACUUCCCAGACACAUUUAAAUAUACAAAGGAAGGAAUGCUUUGAUUGGUCCAGCGUGUGACGAGGUGGAACUCAACCAGCGGUGACGGCUGCUGCAGAGGAAACUGCAGCAGCCGUCUCCCUGGACCACAGGCUGUAAAUGUGGAAGGAUGGCGAACGGGAAGUUCGGGGUCCGGGUUCGUAUUAUUGUUCUUAGCUUUACCUUGGUUCGUGGGAGGCGUCUGUGUCCUGAGGCCGUCGCAUCUUCAGCCCUUCUACCUCAAACACAGCCUGAAAGCAAAGAAAGACGUGCUCAUGUGACCAGCGCUGGUCAGUACCAGCUAAGGACUCUAUUGUUUUUAUACACGCUAAGAAUCAAAUGUCUGUAGUCUGAAGUUUACAUCCGAGUGCCUAAACAUUUUAAAGUGCCAUUUUUCCUCUUUCUCAGUCUCACCUGUCUCUACACACUUCAGUGUAAAGCAGCGAGUUGCUGUCGCUGGCAGAUACUGAACUGCCUCGUGUUGUGCCUCAGGUGCUGUUCAGGAGUAAGGGAUGGAGGGAGGGAUGGAGGGAGGAGUGUGUUUUAGUCUCCGUUAUUGGAUGAGCUGCUGGGCUGGACCCAGGUCAGUGGAGACGCCAGCGUAGCUGGUUCUCCAGACGAAACUCUGUCUGAACCCCUGGAGGGCGAGAGACCAGGGUGAGGGAUGCCUAUUUAAAAUGAUCAUUUACUAAACCUACGUAACAACUUGCGUCUGUUGUUUUUAAUAAGGAAGCAGCGUGUUUUUAUAUUUUUAUUCUACGAUGUCGUCGGGGUUGUUUAUGAAGCAAUUGAUGAGUUGAAUGUUGGUUUAAAUUACAAAAGUGCAAACGUCUUCAUCGACGUGCUCACUGACAAAAGCAAAUAGUUGGGUAGAAAUAAUGUGUAAAUCUGGCCGUUAAUCGCUUACUUUUGUAGAUUUUACCAAAAAUGUGGUCAUGCAGACUGAACGUCUGCAUGACUGUGGCGAAGGUUUCCAGCAUGCAUGUUAAUUGUGCUUUUUCAAGUAUUUCAUUAUGAAUGUUUGAAUGUAGUUGCCCAUUUCUAUUGUAUAUUACAUUUUAUACAGUCUAUUGUAUUUUUUAAACGUAAUUAUUCUUAUUUUGUCUGCCAUUUAAGUUGAUUAAGACAAAAACUGUUUGAAAAAUACAAUUUUUCCGGUUCUGCCUUCCAUCCGUGUGUCCAUGUGUUCAUUGAGUUACCGGGAAAGUCGGGAAUUUUUAAUUUGAUGAAAACGGUUUCUUAAACGGUCAAUAACCCAUCUGUGCUAAAUGAGACCUCAAAGGAGAAGUUUUUUGUUUUUUUUUUAUAAUAAAAAGUUGAUACAAUUUCCAGAAGAAGAGGAGCAUCAUGACAGCUGGCCUUUCCUGGUUCCUCUACAGCGGGUAGAUUCAGAUGCGGUUUCCCUCCUCACGCAUCCCCCUCUUUCUAAUUUUUAGUGUGACAGCUUUGCAGUUUUUAAAGUUACAGGGAAAGUAUCAUGACGUGGUGAAGCAUAUUUUCCUGCUCAAUCUGGCUGAUGUCCCAGUUCCCUGUAAACGUGAAGCACACAGGGAUGGAUGUGUUUUUGCAAGUCACCUUUAUUCAUACAGAACCUUUUUCACACAAAGAAAACCCAAAGCACUCCACAAAUGUAGAAAUAUGAUGAAUAUAUUUUUUUUUUUAAAUUCAACAUCUGAAGCAAAAGAAUAUAAUUAAAAGACAAGGGGGGAGAUGUGCUGAAUGAAAUGAUCUCAAGUGAAAUCAAACAUUCAAUAGUUUCAAUAA
Messenger RNA from Cololabis saira (Pacific saury), 6272 nucleotides. It is a transcript of the gene zcchc14, whose product is annotated as zinc finger, CCHC domain containing 14. Bases 169 to 3540 code for a protein of 1123 amino acids. The transcript is spliced from 14 exons. Gene Ontology annotation, molecular function: nucleic acid binding; zinc ion binding; phosphatidylinositol binding. The record is from RefSeq and is a predicted model, not a curated record. Lineage: Eukaryota; Metazoa; Chordata; Actinopteri; Beloniformes; Belonidae.